Messenger RNA from Myodes glareolus (Bank vole), 9025 nucleotides. RefSeq names its product photoreceptor cilium actin regulator (gene Pcare). The record is from RefSeq and is a predicted model, not a curated record. Lineage: Eukaryota; Metazoa; Chordata; Mammalia; Rodentia; Cricetidae. Gene Ontology annotation, cellular component: photoreceptor inner segment; photoreceptor outer segment. Gene Ontology annotation, biological process: photoreceptor cell outer segment organization; protein localization to photoreceptor outer segment.
CGUCCACAUCUGUCAGGGCAGGAGCAAAGCACAGGUCCAUAAUCUGUGAACCUGGGGCCCUUCAGAACUGUCCCGCUGCUCACUGACAGCAGAGGCUGCAAAACUUAGGACUACGGGCAUGUCUUCCUCCUCAUCUUGUCACGGGCUCCAAGUCUAGGAGUGUGAAACAUGGACUCACAGUUUGGACUGGCGUUGCCCGGAUAGACUAGCCAGGGAGACUUCUGUUCCCAGUGCCCAAGGAUUCUCCAAAGACUGCGAAGGGAGAAGAUGGUGAGAAGCUGAAACCAUGGGGUGCACGCCAUCACACAGCGUCCUUGUCAACAGCGUGGCCAAGAGUGGCAUUCAGUUUUUUAAGAAGCCCAAAGCAAUUUUGCCAGAAUAUCAGAAGGGCAGGCAAAAAUGCCCCAUCCCUCUGCUGGUUCAAAGUUCCUCCUUCUGUGACCCUGGCUGGGAACCACACCUGGGACAGAGGUCAGCAGAGGAGUCAGUGGGUUCCAAGGAGCCCCAAACCAUGGCUGAAGGUCUUUGUCAGUUCACGGAAGAUAUGAAAGGACCGAUUCCAGAAAGUCAAAGAUUCCAGCUGAACAAUCCGCAAAGCCACACAGCUACGGACAUGUCAUUCAGGACAGUUGGCUCCCACGGGAUACAAGGAGCAGAUGCUGCUGGGCGAGACAGUGAGGAAAACAUGCCCCAGGAGACCUCAAAAUGGGACAGCAAACCAAUGUGCCAUCAGUCAGGCAACCAGAGCCAUUGCCACCAAACCACUCCUGAGUCAAAAGGCAAAGUGGACUUCCCCGAGCCCCUGGUAAAGGCCCACCAGCUCGCUUACACCUAUCUGCAUGCUAGCCUUUCCAGAUACGAGACGAUUCUGCGCCUCGUCCAGCAGGCCAGCCACACCCGGGAGCUGCUACAACCCAUGCUCAGCUUCCUGCUGCUGUGUUUCCAGGAGGUCAGCCAGCUCCUAGGAGAAAUCUCCAGAGACGGAGAAGUGCUCCUCCAGGGAGUUAGAGGGGAUCUGGCCUGGCCGUCCAGGACAGGAGAGCCCUGGGAACAGCCAGACCUCCUGCAACAGUUGCUGCAGUACACGGUCAGCAAGCUGAAGGUGGUCCACGGCACAGUGGCCGACCUCACUGGGAGCUUGCUGGAGAGUUCCAGCAGCUGUCUCAGCACCGCGGCUAGCCACCUGAAGGGUAAGCUGAGCACCCAGAGAGGUAUAGACGAAGGCCUCCUAAGGGCCCUGGGACAACUAGAGAGCCUGACCCCUGGCCAUGGUGACCCUGGGCUGCCGGGUCCACCCUUGUGCUCUGAGGACAGUGGCAUUGGUGCUGAUAAUGAGUCUGUGCAAUCCACGGAGAAGCUGGGCAAGCAAACCAGCUGGGACUUGGCAGCAGAGCCCGGAGAAUGGCAGCCAGGGACUGCACCCCAAGUGGAAGUCAGGGUGGCAGGGCAUGCCUGGCAGAAAGGUCCAUAUUGGACAGGUUCAGACAGACACCAAGACUGUCCGCUGUCGAAGCCUAGGAUAGCGAAGGUUCAGCCUGCGGCACAGGAUAAAGCCAGGCACUCCAGUGCCUCCAGCACGGGCUCAGAAGCAGUCACCUCCAGGCCUCCGGAAGCUGCCAAAAACAUUCUGCGGAAUGCCCUAGGGUUUGAGACCCCUGUGCAAACACAUUUUUCUCAGUGUUCUGGGGUGGUGGAUGCUCCAUCCCUGAGCGAAGAUGAGGACAGCAGCCCAGAGGAGGAAGAUGAAGUUAGCAGCACGGAUCUGCAUGCUGAGCGACAGAAAGCGUCACCUCCAAGACCACGGUCCUCACCUCCCACCCGGGAAAGCCUGUUUCAGCCAUACUCCAGGAAGCUGAGGAGCCCCCAGGCCCAGGAAAUGAUUCUGAAGAUGAAAGAAGCCAUCAGCGAAAGAAUCAAGUUUGUCCCUGUGCCUUCCAGACCCCAGGACUGGGCUGAGGAGGAGGAGAGGACAACAAUGGUCCCUCCAAGACCUAACACAGCCUGUGGCAGCAGGAGGGCCCCAGAGAGACAAAGGAGGUCACAAUCAGAGGGAUGUCUUAAGAGCCACAUGGAAGACCCCACCCUCCAGGAGCUGAAGAGGGUUCAGACAGACCUCAGUCGGAGGCUGGAGGUAUUCUAUGCCCUGGGUGACACACGGCGGGGGCAGAACAGGGAACAAAGUCUGCAAUCCAGGCCAUCAGUGCUGUGGCCCCCUUCCAACUGCAGGGUAAGUCCCGGUAGCACCAUCAGCAAGUUCAAGGGCUCACUCACCAAAAACUUCAGCAUUCUGCCCAAUCAAGACAAGAGCAUCUUGCAAAGAGGGGGUCACCUCUCUGACCGUGAGCAGCCCUGCCAGAAGAAGGCUGAGAAGCUGCCAAAUGCCAUCUUUUGUGGUGAGAAGAACAGUAGGCUUCCCAGGGACACUGAAUGGGACAUCAGGGACUGUCCCACCAGAACAUCAGUGAAGAAGCUCAUUGAGGCCUUUAGUCCCAAUGAGAGUCUGAGGAUGCCCAGGGACUCCAGGAACUUGGGGUCAAGCCCCUGCCUCAGAAAGUUGGGGGUCCCUGCCAUCCCUCCCAGAUUUCCUAUAUACAGGGGGCUAGCCCCUCUGUAUGCUAAGCCCCAAAUUUCUCCAGCAGCAGGCAGAGAACCCCUCAGGGUGGGCAUGGGCUGGAGGCCUUCUGCACCCUUUCCCUCCCUUCCUACAGCAGAGGCAUCUGAUAGUGAGGACAUCAGCUGGGAAGCAGAGGGAGACCUAGAGAACCUCCCCCCACCUCCUCUGGAAAUCCUAAUGGACAAGUCAUUCACUGCUCUGGAACACCCCGAGAGCAGUCAGCCAGCACAGAGCCCAGUGGACGAGACCCUGGUACCAGGGCUGCAAGAAGUUGGCCCACCAAGGAAAACAUGGGCUUCCCCCAAGCUGAGAGCCUCCAUGAGCCCCAUGGACUUGCUCCCUAGCAAAGGCACUGGCAGCUCCCUGAGGCUGUACAGUACUGGGCCAGGGAUCAUCAGGAAUGUGGGCAAUCCCAGAAAGCUGACUUUGGACCUGAACUCCCAGCAAACGGUGGGCCCAAGCUCAGAAGUAGAGGGUGGAGCUCAGAUUCAGGUACCAGUGGAGGAUGCUGCAAGGCUCUCUGAAAAUCGCCAGAAGGUAAACCCUUGGCACCACCAUAACCCCACAUCUGGGCAAAGCAGGACUUUGGAACCCAGCCUGACCCGCUCUUCACAAGGUCCACUCUCUCCAGAAGCAUCCAGGAAGCAUCCAGAGAGAAGCCCUCCAGGAAUCAGGAAAGCCUCUCCCAUGAGAGCACAGUGGGCAUCCCCAGGGGACAGGAGGCUGCAGAGCCUCCCUUCCUCUCGUGGGUUGUCCCAGCCAGGCCUCCCUGCGGUUCUCAGCUCCCCUAGCCCACCUCUGAGCCCCAGAAUGCUGAGCCCACCAGCCACAAAGAAGUCAACUUCCCCACCGUGUGGGUACCUGCAGCUUAACCAAGCCCAGGAGAGCCCACCUGUUCAUUGGACAGAAACAAACACCCCUUCCUCUGCCUCCUCAUCUUCCCCUUCAGCGUCUCCCUCUCAGGGUUCCAAGGAGGCGAGUCACUUUCAGGAUGGUGAAGCCACUGUGACUAAAACACCCAGGAACAAGUGUUCCAUAUUCUGCCCAGCUGCCCCCUCUCAGUUUGAAGCUAAAUCAUCAUUCUCACUAUCCCUUCCAAGGACGCUGCCAGAACCUGGAGGCCCCAACAGGGCCCCAACAGGAGGCUGGAGGGGCAGCUCAGGGUCACGACUGAGGGCAGAUCCGCAGAGGAGAACAACUCUGAGCACCCUCAACCCCCUGCCUUUUGUCAGAAGGACAGCUUCAGAACGCCAGCGCCAGCAGGCUCACCCUCUUCAGCUGCCCGGCUGCUCUUGGGAAUCCCAUCCUUGCCAAAGCAGCAGCGGCAGCAGCAGCAGUGAGGAGAGCCCCAAGCAAGAGCCCCCAACUUUGAAUAACUCCUGUGCCCCAGAAUUGCAGGGCAGCGGCACCAAGUGGGCAUCUCCUUUGGAGCUCUGUGUGCUGGGCCAUGGGCUGCAGCCAGAAGCUCGCAUCAGCCGCAGCCAGGACAGAGCCCAGCCAGAGUAACAACACCAGCAGAAAGAAGUGGCCUGGCACACUGAUGCCAGUGACCCUAGGACACAGGACGCAGCCAUGAGGUGUUUGCACUGCACCACGGAUGGUGGGCAAACCAACUCGAACCGCAGUGUCUUGGACAGACCCUGAAGAUGCCCUGCCUGACGGUCUGCAAAAUCUUCAGCAACAGUUGGGUUCACUUCGCAGCAAAGAUCCUGCUUUGCCUGAGGUUUAAAUGUUAAUGAAAACCUUAGAGCCUGCAAUGAGCCCUUUAUCUUUUCAAGAGCUGGCCUUAACUAGAGGGAAAAUAUAUUUGUUCUUAGAGGGACAUGUGAUAACCAGUGGUGAUGACAGCAUUUAAACCACAACCAUGAGUGAAAUAGUAUCCCCUGGAUAAGAAAACCAAAGUUGUGAGGAAGCGUCCCAGGAGAGCACUCUCCCCCCUCCACCCCGCAACACAAGGAUCUUGCUGAAGUUCAGACAAGUUAGAAGAACAAAGCACAAACAGGUACAGGGUGGUUGGCCUUGGACUCUGCAUUCUUCAUUAAAUUCCAUUGCCUUUGAUUAAUCUAUCACUGUACCUGCCUACAGCAUAAGAAGUCAUACAAACAGUAGGACAAGCUAAUUUUUUUUUUAUUUGCUUUAAGGUUAAAUAUCAUGAUGGUUAAUGCUGUCAAUUUGACAGAAUCCAGAACCACUGAAGAGACAAGUUUUUGCUCAUGUCUGUGAGGGAUUUUCUAGAUUGAGUUUGAUGAGGUAGGAAGCCCCACCCUACUAUGGUUGGCACCUUUCCAUGGAGGUUGGGGGCUGCAGAUCCUGAACCUCAGAAAAGAGGAAGAAAACUAGCGACCAACAUUCAUUUCUUCCUGCUUCCUGACUGUGGAUGCAAUGUGACCAGCGACCCCCAGUUCCUACCACCCCAUGAUGGACUGCACCCCUCAGUCUAUGAAGCCAGAAUAAACCCUCCUCCACUAAGAGGCUUUUGUCGGGCUAUUGUGCCCCAUACGUUAGCAGGGAAACUAACACACGUGGUUUGUUUCGACAGCACAGCGUUGAAAUCUCCACUGAAAGCUUCGUUUAGAAGCAAAUUGCUCCUGACACUAGAAAAUGAGGCAGAUUAGAACAUCCAUCCGCUCCCACCCACACCCUGCUUCCCUGUUCACGCCCACUUUUGGCCAUGCCACCCUUGGCCUUAGUGUGUAUCAAAUUCUCUGGCUGAGCUAAACACCCACACACUUCUGGGUCUGAGCAAACACAACUGAGCCUCCAAAACAAGAGGCCUGUUCUAUGCACUGAGUGAGGGCUGGAGCCCAGAGAUACGGAGGGUAUGGCGACGGAGGGUAUGGCGCAUCCUUACAGGCCUACCCACCCCCAAGCUUCUUGCCAAGAUUAUUUCUAGGUCAUCUGCAGAGAAGUUCUGUUGGUGCUGGAAGCAAAGCCAAGGAGCACCACUUCUGCCAAAAACCCUGCUUCUUCCAAUGGGCCAGAUACUUGCUGCAGACCCUGGAAUUUUUCCAUCCGGAGCUGUGGAGUACUUUCUAUUUAGAAAAGAAUUUGCAGUGAUUGGGUGAUUCAAUGCCUGCUCAGUGGGUUGUCAAAAGACAAGAAUUCUCACCCACGGGUACAGCUAAGCAGGCUGAACUUCCCAGAUCUGCCUCCAAGCUGAGGUUUUUCAGUUUGAGAAAAUUACAGACCUCAAAUCCUUUUUUGUUAAAAUAGAUCGUGGGCUCAAGCGCAUGUUCUACUGGAUCCUGGAGCCUCCGCUUCCCUCCUACUCCUCCCUCCCCAGGGUCAGGCUUGUGACUCUGACUACGGGAAUCUCAUCUGGCCUGUCACAGUUUUAGAGCGGCAGGGCUUCAGGGACACCCCUGAAGCACCAUUGAUGAAAUGGCUGGGUGGCACCGUGCUCACCCCUGUUAUGCAGAGCUACUGACUUGUGUUUGCUCGUGGGGCUGUGUUGACAUCAGGGCAGUACCUGAACCACAGGUGUAGUUCUGGGAUGAGCCUAAAACGUGCUGUCUUCCAUUUGGGUACCACCCUAAGUGAUUGGGCAGGCAGCUUGGGAAACACAAAGGCAGGGCUGAGUAAGCGUAAUACCUCUGAGCAAACAGAAGCAAACAGUGUCGGUAGCCUCUGAAAGUUUACCCAUAUGUGAGUUGCUUUAGGUAUCAUGGGUCUAGGGCCUAAAGAAGUGUUUCUCAACCUAUGGGUUGCAACCCCUUUAGAGGUCAUAAAUCAGAUAUCCUGCAUAUCCGAUAUUUACACUAUGAUUACUAACAGUAACAGAAUUACGCUUACGAGAUAGCAAUGAAAUAAUUUUAUGGUUGGGGUUCACCAUAUCAUGAGAUAUGAAAGGGUUGCAGCGCUGGUUUAGAGGAAGAUUCCUGGGGAUCUUAUAAAACAAGGCAGAGCUCCGACUACUGGGAUUGCAUGGACACAUUCUGAAUGAAACUGGGGUGUGGUGGUCCCCAUAAGCAUCACGGUUGGCAUAAGAAAGAAAUCUGGUUCCGCUCAACCAGCUGGUUAGUCAACCAGCACUUGGCCAAAUUUCUGAAGUCUGAUGCCAAGUGAAUUAUUUUUUACAGUAAAACUUCGAACAAACUUUUCCUCGUGACAAUUAUCACAACAAAGCUUUAGGUGUGGCUACAUCAAAACUCCUUUGCAAAGUACAUUUCUUUAGCAAAGCCCCUUGUGAACUUCUCUAUUAGAAUGAGUUCUGUUGGCUGAGAAACACUGCUCAGGAGUUCGGGCCUAGAGAGAAAGAGUUUACAAUAAGCAUCAGAAUGGGCCCUAUUGACCGAGAAAUGGUGCUCAGGAUUUGGGGGAUUUGGGUGAAGGCUGGCUCCAUAGACUAGCCCAAGAUCACCAGGUCAGUAAACAACACUGACUCCAACCUCCCCGCAUUUUUUUAAUGGAUUUCUUCCAUUAAAGAAAAAAGCCUGGGUGUUUAACAAUUCUGUUUUCUCUAGUGCUGAUCCGUGAGCACGUGGACCUCUUGCCCUUGUACACUGGGGUACAUGUGGGUAUAACACAAGAGGACUUUUAAAAGUUGUAGCUUCAGAAGCCCAGAUGUAAAGAUGAACUUGAUAAUCCUAGGGGAAGGCAGAUCACCAACCCAGGCCUCCCUCUUCAAACAGCCUAACUGUAGAAGUUCAUUAGUCUAGGUUGAGUUCAUUAGUUGUUGAACGUCCCACGGUAGUGACGAGAGCUAGAGGUGACCAGCCUGAAACCAGGCGACAUGCUAUAUCAUAGAGGGUCAGCACCCCAGACAACUUUCUGGGAGAGCCAGGUAGGAACUCCUACUGUGCCCCCAUGAAAGUGCAUGCGAGGGGCCUUCCAGAGAGUAAGGCUGCCUCCCCCAACCACACACAUGCACACACACAUACACACACACGCACACACACACAUAUACACACGCACGCACACACAUGCACACCAUGCUAUGCUGCAGGUAGCAGAAUCAGGACACAGCAGCUCCUGUUCCUGCCGUCAGUCAUGGAUGGCACUUUCUUACCCCCCUAGAGGACGUCCUUAUGCCCUGAGAGCCUUGAUGACUUGCCACAUGUCCCUACAUGAGAGGCUCCAACUGCCACUAGAACCAGGAAGCAAUGAUAAUAUGCUGAUGAGGCUCAGUGACCCACAGGCUAUGGGACUUCUAAGCCACCUUCUCCCAGACCACAUCAGGAGAGAGUUGCCAAAGCUAAGGAGCUGGGAGCAGGAGAGGCAAUGAAGUUCAAAGGUCAGGCAGUGUUGAGCUGACAUCAGAGCAGAUGGGUUGCAAGAAGUAAGGACUUGGUCAUCGUACAAACAUCACCUAAGUAACUCAUGAGUUAAACUCUGUACAAAAAAAAAAAAAUUAAACCCACUUCAACCUGCCAGGCUUAUAGUAUCAGCUCAGUUAUCCCUCUUGGAGACCAGGCCCUCCCCAAAACCCACGUCUACGAUUCUACCAUAGGAAGUAAAUUCCUGGUAGCCAUGAAGGGCAAGGUCAAUCCCACAGGUUCUCAGAUCCUUUUAUCUAUGCUUAUCUACCCUGUCAAAGAGUUGUGCCCUUGCUGGGACAAAUCCACUUCUUUCGCUCAAUAGGAAAGAUGACAGUUUUUGUUUACUUAUUUAGUAAUUACACCAAUGGGCCCAACCCACCAAGCAAGCACUCAGAAGUGUACUUUUCCAUAGCAGAAUUAGAAACCAACAAGGAACAUUGUUUUAUCUAUCAUUCUUACACCAGACAAGGGGGUGUCUCCAUGGGGUACAUCACACCCUAUUCUUCUUUGGACCAACUCUCCUCUGUGGGAGCACAUACAGCCUUCAUCCUCCAUCCCAUGGGGACCUCAGAGCUGUAAGGAGGGAGGUAUCAGCACAGCUUUCACCCAACACAUUUAGUAGCAUAGCAAACAGAUCUUCCCCGGGGGAAAAACACAAUCUUUUAUUUCCAUCAAAGCAUUCACGAAGGUGGGAAAAAUGGUGCAAAUAUUAUUCUAGCAGAGCAGUAAUAGCUUUUUUUGCAAGUAUAAAUACAAUCCUCACAAUGAAAUAUAACAUCUCCAUGGACUGUGCUGUUGUUUACUAGAAGCUGUAUCUAUUUUCCUUCCGCAUGUCACGUGCCCAGUCCCGAUCCUCAACUAUUCCAAACUGAUAGAAAUGCGUGGCAGACGGACCAAAGAGAUUUGCCCCUUCAUUGCAAGGAGCUUGUGCUCGACAAGGCUCAACUCAUAAAUCCUACAGUGUGAAUGAAAGGAGUUUUGAGAAAUGUAUUCUUUUUCUAAAAUAAACCAGUGUUUUGCAUGUACCAGGGGAGCUGGUACAGUGAAUUAUGCAUGUUGACAUGCCUGUCAAUUGAUCAUCUGGUCGACCGCUUUCAGGCUGCCAAGCACCCACUCUGUCUUCCAAAGAAAAUCUUUUCAAAGGUAAUAUAUU